Messenger RNA from Nakaseomyces glabratus, 1839 nucleotides. It is a transcript of the gene DOT6, whose product is annotated as Dot6p. The record is from RefSeq and is a predicted model, not a curated record. Lineage: Eukaryota; Fungi; Ascomycota; Saccharomycetes; Saccharomycetales; Saccharomycetaceae.
AUGACUUCCGCGAAAAACCCUACAUCCUGGGAUACCCACGAUGACAUGCUACUAAGACAUUUGAAAGAGAUAAAAAACUUAGGCUGGAAAGAAAUAUCCCUAUACUUUGACAACAGAACACCAAAUGCUUGCCAAUUCAGAUGGAGGAGAUUGAAAUCCGGAAACUUAAAGUCAAACAAAAGUGCCCUCAUCGAUGUCACUAAUAUGCAUGUGCCUAUGAACUACUACGAGAGAAAUGUGAAGAUGGGUAUUGCAAGUGCCAACUCUUCAUCGGAUGCGUCGCCAUCAUCUGGUUCUCCUAAAGGCCCACCAGCAAACGAUUACGUGGUACAAAGUAUCCCAAUUUCUCCUCAACAUCAGUUACAAACCACUGCUGCUUUUGCGGUACCACAUCCACAGGGUUCCUUCACCCAACCUGCACUGCCUUCAAGUUAUCAGAGAGACGUAAUUGACCAAUCUGGGUACGUGGCCAACACUGAACAAGAAACUAGAUUUAGUAGACCUAAAUCAUUCUCUCAUUCUAUGACUGGCACUUUCUCCACACCAUCAUACCCUGUUAAUUCACCAAAUUCACUGUCUAAGUAUCACCAACCACUCUCAAGAAUGAACUCUGAUGAUGAAAAUGUUGGCUUCAUACCUAAAGUCAUCGUCAAAUCAAGAAGAGGAUCAUCAAUUUUACCCGGGCCCUUUGAUCAAUCGAACCCAUUCCAGAAUCAACAACUACAUUACUCCACCAAACAACAAAAUAUGGGGUCCGGAUCUGCACUCCAAUCCCCAAAUGGUAGUUCCAAUGCUAACAGCUACUUUCCAGCAGCUUUAAACACAACACUAAACGGCUCAAAGGCAAGGAAAAACUCCUUCGUAAAUUGGUCUAGAAGAAACUCCUUCAAUUUCUCAUCAACCUCAAAUUCUAGAAGAUCAUCAAUAAUACAGGCCCCAAACUCAAUUGGUGGCCCUCUUCCAAGCAGUUUAAGUCACACUGAAGUGUAUUCAUCAAAUCCAAACUCUAGAAGGCACUCUGUUCAAAAAAUUACUGAUUCAAGAGGCUCCACGUCUUCCAUAACUAGUCCAUCCGCCGCUAGUGCCGUUUACUCUGCAUCUAACAACUAUAUGGACACUCCAGUGACCAACGCUAACAUGACAACCUUUAAUAAAACAUCAAGACAAGCCUCCAUUCCUAUGGCGAACAGAAGACAGUCUGUUGCGUUGAGUACUUUUAAUAAUAAAACGGCUAGCAAUUACAAUAUUAUGCCGUGGACAAGAGAGGAGGAGCUAUUGUUGAUCGAUUGCCACGCUAAGCAGAUGUCACCAUCAGAAAUGUCAGUUGUACUACCCACCAAAUCUGAUGCCGAGAUCAGAGCAAGAUUGAGUCUUAUCUCCCAAUUCCAAGCACCGAUUGAUGUUCAACAACGCCCAAUACUCGAACAGCCAAGACCACAAUUUCCUAGACAAUUGUCUGGUCCAGCAUUACAAAAUAAUACCGUUCAACAAAAAGGUAAUUGUAGUAAUGACAGCACAGUUGUCGAUGAAGUUGAUCCUUUAAUCAAGGCUGAUGUUAACCAAACUGUCACUCCAACUUCUGAAUCUUCAAAAGAUGUGUCACCCGCACCAGUGUUCUCUCCAAAUCCAAACGACUCGACAUCCUCAAUAUCUGCCUGUAGCAGUUCAAUGUCAAUGAAUGGUAAACACAUAGGAGAGAAUUGCUCAACUGCCGUUAACUAUAGUGUUGGGGUCAAUGAUGGCCACUUCCCUUCUCCUGCUCUAUCUAAUGAAAAAUUAACGAAUCUUAACGAAAGAAAACUGCCAACCAUAAGCACAUUAUUGAACAAUGCUGUUUAA